AUGGCUAUCGAUUGUGAUGACGGCCUCGAGCACCUCUCCAUUCUAGACGACAAGCCCUUGCCGUCGAUUAUAUACCGUGACGUCUAUCGAGCGCAGUGUUGCUUCCAUCUCUGGAACGGCCAGCCUCGCCGUAGCCCUUUCUCGUUAUCGAACCUUAUUCGCUUUUCCUUUGACGACAUAGAACACGGCAUCUACUCGUGGUACGACUACGUAGAACACAUGCACGCGUUGACAAACGAGGACUGCCCUACCUUCGUACCCUCCUUUGAAGGAAACGUUGCUGUCCUGCUUAUCUGGCGUCCCGUGCCGAGCAACUCAACCUUCUUUCGCCAUGCUCCCUGGGCAGUCGAUUUCUACGUCAUGACCAACAAUGUUCAUACUCUUGCGUUCAGACUUGCAGGGCUAUGCUGGUACUUCAGCGCAGACUAUCUGCACAUGUACCAUCAGCAAACGUCCGCUCCAUUCGCGAUCGACUUCUGUGCCCUGGAGAGCGAUGUUAAUACUUUGGCAUUUCGUAUGGCUGGUCUUACGUGGUACUUUGGCAGCUUCCUUGAUCGUGACAACAUGGUCGACAGCGACUACCCUUCUAACUAUGUGUACUAUAUCCGUGCCGCCCUUCACAUCGAGCGCUACACGCUUGCUAGCUGGAGGCUAGCGGCUGAGGAUGGCACAAUCAUUGACGAGAUUGGGCACGCCCCUUCCUCACCAGGUGACACUAACAAUGCAUCCUCCUUGCCGGACGACGACGCGGACCUCCCAGCCCUUAUCGACGACAGUGACGAGGAUGAGGAUGAAGGCCCACUCUCCCUAUGCGAUGGUAGCGACGGCGGCUCCAUGUCCCCGUCCAGGGACACUGAUUGUCUCAGAGAUGAAGCCCACCCGCGCUCCGUGGCAGAUGAACGCCAGCUUCCUCUCAACCCUACUUACCCAGAUGCAAGCGUUCUCUCGGACUGUCUACGAUUCUCAUUCGACGACAUCACCCACUGGGUCUACAACUGGAAGUCUUAUGUUGAUAUCCUUCACGAAAACACUCGUGAGGAACUGCCCGUCUCCAUUCCCAGUUAUCCAGACAACGUAAAGGUCGCGUUUGUCUGGCGUACAGUAUCCGUCAGAUCCCCUCUCGCCCAUGAAGCCUCCUUUGCUCUCAACUUCUACGUCACUACGACCGGCUCACAGUCCCUGGCUUUCAGGCUAGCGGGGUGUGGAUGGUCCUUUACCUGGGACUAUCUCCGCAACUUUCAUUCAGGCGCAACCCACUGCCCCUCGGACUGUGUGCACCACAUUGAGGUGAAACACCAUACUGAGCAGUACACCUCCGGUACUAUCUUCUGUGCAGAAAACUUCCGUUCGACGUUCAAUCAUUUCACUUCCCUAUGUACCAUCGACCGCGAGCAAGAGUUUCUCUACGAAGGAUUGCCCGUAACUCUUUGUAACGAGUAA
This is a messenger RNA of Coniophora puteana RWD-64-598 SS2, 1440 nucleotides long. RefSeq lists its product as uncharacterized. The record is from RefSeq and is a predicted model, not a curated record. Bases 1 to 1440 code for a protein of 479 amino acids. NCBI's taxonomy places the organism in Eukaryota, Fungi, Basidiomycota, Agaricomycetes, Boletales, Coniophoraceae. The transcript has 8 exons.